AUGAUGUUUGCAAUGUAUUUGGGUCUAGUAGCAAUUUUAGCAAUACCUUCAGUUCUUAAAAUUUUAAUUUACACAAAGAAGAGUUCACCGACUGAAGCAGCCUACAAGCGGUAUAUACAGACCAUUUUUCACACACUUCGAUGGUUUCGGUAUGAUUUAAAGCCAGGUACAAUAGCAUGGAAUUCAUUGGAAACUGUUCGGAAAAUGCAUCUAUAUGCCAGUUGUUCAGCUAGUUCUGCGAAAGUUGGAAUCAUUUCUCAGAUAGACUUGAGUAUUACACAGUUUUCGUUUAUGGGGUUUGCAGUGCUAUUUAGAAAGGAACUAGGGAUUCAAUGUGAUAACAAUGAGAUGGAAGAUUUUUGUCACUUUUGGAGAGUAAUUGGACACUUGCAUGGAAUAAAGGAUGAAUUUAAUGUAUGUUGCAGCACAUUGGAAGAAACAGAAGAAAAACUUCAAAUCAUACAAAAGGAGUUUCUACUACCUCAAUUGACAAAUCCUUCCGAAGCUUUUAAAGAAUAUUCAAAAUUUAUUAUAUCUGGAGCACAAUGCUUUGAUAUCCUAGAUUAUUAUGAACCUAUAGUUUUUAUGAUGAAACGACUAAUUGGAGUGACUGGUUAUCAUUACUUUGAAUCUGAGAUUCCACCAAGCUUUGACCGUAAAAAUUUAAAAUAUUUAAAGCUUUCAUACUUAGAUCGAGUUAAUUUGUUCUUAUCAAUUAUCAGUAGACAAUUUAUGUUAAAAAUAUGCAUCAUUCGAUGGAUCAAUAAUUUUGGAACAUUUGUUGCUGAAUUCUUUGUACGAUACUUUCCUUUUAUUGCAAUUAUCAGAUUCGGGGUGCGAAAAGCUUAUGUGAGAAUCUAG
Messenger RNA from Chironomus riparius, 861 nucleotides. The record is from the annotation of a GenBank genome assembly. Lineage: Eukaryota; Metazoa; Arthropoda; Insecta; Diptera; Chironomidae.